Vicia faba (fava bean) is the source of this 354-nucleotide messenger RNA. The record is from the annotation of a GenBank genome assembly. NCBI's taxonomy places the organism in Eukaryota, Viridiplantae, Streptophyta, Magnoliopsida, Fabales, Fabaceae.
AUGCCGCCACUGUACUCUCUUUGUUCUCCGGAAACUGUAACUGCAUUGGAUCCCACAACGACAGGGAUGUUUCGGAGGGGGAACACGGAAUCCACGAGCACAUGCAGCCUUCAUUUGCGAAAGCAUGUCGUCGUCUCCGACAGCGGAUGCGGCGGAGGUUUCAUGCCCUGUAUCUUGUGGUUCCUGCUUUACGUACGAGUUUAUCGAGUGUUUUAUAUUGUUGCUUGCAAAGGUGAGAUUGACGAAGAUGAGGCUUGGGGGUUGAUGAUGACACGAAGAUGCAACAGUGUUCACGUCUUGCUGAUGAAGAUUGAAGCGCAGAAAAUGAUGAUUAUAAAGAAGAUAGAUGAUUGA